AUGCAAAUGUUGCAACUUGUCUUGUGGUGUUUCUUUCCACUGCUAGUUGCGGCCAAGUUGGAAAAUGACACUCUACUAUGGGGGCCAUAUCGUCCGAACCUUUACUUUGGUCUUCGCCCUCGUAUUCCUCAAUCUCUGAUGACUGGUCUUAUGUGGUUUGGAACACAAGACUACCAAUCCAUUGGCAAAACGCGUCAUGCAUGUGACCAAGGAGAUGGAAUAACAAAUUAUACGUGGACCGAAUACGAUGCACGCGAGGGCGGCGUUCAAACCAUCAACGAUGGUCCCAAUAACGUCAAAAUAACCACAGAAUUCUUCAAGGUGGCUGGAGGCAACCACGGUGGCAGCUGGGCUGCAAGAAUUAAAGGAGAACCUAUAAACGAUGCAAGGCCCUCCCGCAUAUCAACCAUAUUUUAUUUUGGGAUGGAAGGACUCGGUGCUUUGGAUAUGGACACAGAGGAAGACGAGAACGGUCUGGAUGGAGAAGUCAAAUUAAGCGGCUCAACACCAGAGCUUGACGAAUUUACUAUUCGUAUCGUUGACGACCCCAGCAACUCUGCACCUGUGACUGGCAACUAUGCCUCCCAGUUCGAAAAAAGGAACGGUAAAACGCACUUCCUUGGUCAGCCUGUCCCCUCGGGAAAUAUAUGGCAAGCCAAAGAAGUCCUUCUUCAAAAUAUUAUCAAACGCGCUCAAGAUAUUCUGGCGCCGUUCAAGGAUGCUACGACUGGACCACCCGAUCCGUCCUUCGUCCUACAAUUCUCAAACGAGGCUUACACAGGUAGUAAUUUGUACGCUAUCCAGAAGAUUUUCGACGGCGAGUUUCAAUUCGAUGUCUUCUUUGAGAGUGCGAGUUCCAAACACCACCUCAGUGCUUCCACCAUCAAUGAGGGCAUUCCCGCUCUGACUUCCGCAUAUCACCGUCGCUUUCAAGACACGUUUCCUUUUCCUUCUGAUUACCAUGGUCCUAACCAAGACUCGAUGGAGAAGUUUUCAAAAGCUGUGACGUCCAACCUUAUGGCCGGCGUUGGCUAUUUCUAUGGCACCUCCAUCGUCAAUCGAAAAUUUUCCUAUGAAUGGGAUGAAGAGGAAAACGCAGAAUCCAACAACGACGAAGGUGCAAGUGGGGCCAAAUUGACCGAACCUCGUGCUCUGUUAACGGCCACACCGAGUCGAAGCUUCUUCCCACGCGGAUUUUAUUGGGACGAAGGCUUUCACCUCCUGCAUAUUGGGGCCUGGGAUAGUGAUUUUAGCUUAGAGAUACUGAGGCACUGGAUAGACCUAAUUGACUCGGAUGGCUGGGUUGCCCGCGAGCAAAUUCUCGGCGAAGAAGCGCGAAGCAAGGUCCCUGCUGAGUUCCAAACUCAAGUGCCAAAUUAUGCAAAUCCGCCUACUCUCACCAUGGCAGUGACCGCUUAUAUCGCUCGUGUGAAGAAGGCGGCUGCUUCCUCUGGGCCAUCAGUUCACGAUCUCGGAAUGGAGUUGGGGUCUCAAUUAGUCCUCAAAGACUCGUCGUCGUCUUAUCUUGAACCGGAAACGGCACUCUCAUUCCUUAAAUCGAUAUAUGGCCCAUUGAAGCGGCAUUAUAAUUGGUUCAGAUCAACACAACGGGGUCAAAUCAAGCAGUAUGGCCGGGUUGCACGUUCUCGGACUGAAGGUUACCGUUGGCGUGGCCGCUCGGAGCAGCAUGUCUUAACGAGUGGAAUGGACGAUUACCCUCGAGGCCCUCCUCAUCCCGGCGAACUUCACUUGGAUCUCAUAUCUUGGAUGGCAUUCUUCUCGCAAACUAUGAAAGACAUAGCAGAGUUUGUGGGGGAAAAUGACGACGCUGCUUCGUUUGCCGAAAUAGAGCAAGCAAUUCUCGGCAACGUUGACGAUUUGCACUGGAAUCAAGAGCGUCGAAUGUACUGUGAUCUCAAUGUGGAUUCCGAUGACGAAUCGUAUCAUGUUUGUCAUGCAGGGUACCUUUCUAUGUUUCCGCUUCUACUUGGCCUUUUACCCCCGACUGCUGAACAUCUUGGUCCGAUGCUUGAUAUGCUUCGUGACCCUGACCAGUUGUGGUCGCCAUACGGUUUGCGAAGUCUAUCUGCAUCCCAUCCAGAGUUUGGUCAGGGUGAGAAUUACUGGAAAGGGCCAAUAUGGAUCCAAAUGAAUUACCUCGCUCUGCGAUCUUUGUUCAAGGUAUACGCUAAGGAAGAAGGGCCAUACCGAGAACGAGCUCAGCAAAUAUACCACGAACUGCGAAAGAACAUCAUUAACAAUGUUUUUGAGGAAUACCAACGCACGGGCUAUGUUUGGGAGCAAUACGAUUCCACGACUGGCAAGGGCAUGCGAAGCCAUCCUUUCACCGGUUGGACCUCGCUUGUCACACUAAUUCUUGCGGAGACAUACUAG
Mycena indigotica is the source of this 2394-nucleotide messenger RNA. RefSeq names its product Mannosyl-oligosaccharide glucosidase. The transcript is spliced from 15 exons. Lineage: Eukaryota; Fungi; Basidiomycota; Agaricomycetes; Agaricales; Mycenaceae. The record is from RefSeq and is a predicted model, not a curated record. Gene Ontology annotation, molecular function: Glc3Man9GlcNAc2 oligosaccharide glucosidase activity. Bases 1 to 2394 code for a protein of 797 amino acids. Gene Ontology annotation, biological process: oligosaccharide metabolic process; protein N-linked glycosylation. Gene Ontology annotation, cellular component: endoplasmic reticulum membrane.